This is a messenger RNA of Poeciliopsis prolifica (blackstripe livebearer), 1083 nucleotides long. Its product is annotated as integral membrane protein 2B-like. Gene Ontology annotation, molecular function: amyloid-beta binding. The transcript has 7 exons. NCBI's taxonomy places the organism in Eukaryota, Metazoa, Chordata, Actinopteri, Cyprinodontiformes, Poeciliidae. Gene Ontology annotation, biological process: negative regulation of amyloid precursor protein biosynthetic process. Gene Ontology annotation, cellular component: plasma membrane; extracellular exosome; Golgi apparatus. The record is from RefSeq and is a predicted model, not a curated record. Bases 160 to 978 code for a protein of 272 amino acids.
UGAUGACCUCCGCGGCUUUGUUUUCACAACAUACCAGACUUGGCCGAAUAGGAAGUGAACCGACUUCACUUCGGAGCAACUUCUGAUAUCUUUUUGUCCCUCUCAACCAUUUCCUUCGUCUUUGUUCGCCUCUGGGAAUCUGUUGCCGACGGUUUCAGGAUGGUGAAAGUGUCGUUCAAUACCGCUUUGGCUCAGAAAGACGUGAAGAAAGAUGCUGAAACUCUGAUCCCCGAGGACGAAACGGAUGCCGAGGCAGCUCUGGUGGUCCGUCGCCAAUCUCAAACCUGGUGCUGGUGCAUGUGUCUGGGGCUGGCCCUCAUGCUGUCCGGGGUGGUGGUGGCAGGAGCCUACCUCUACCGCUACUACAUCCUGGAGGUGAACACAAGUCAUUAUAGCGCUGCGGAAGUAUCUCAACCGGAAGACGAGGUCUUCUUCUGUGGUGUGAAUUACCACGAGGAGGACUACAUGGUCCCUGAUGAGGAGGCGGAGAUGCCAAACAGGAACUUCCAGCGACUGCUGGAAGAGAAGAUCAGGGUGCUGGAGCGGGAGCAGGUGGAGUUCAUCAAUGUGCCCGUGCCAGACUUCGAAGACGGAGACCCCGCUGAUAUCGUCCACGACUUUCAGAGGAGGCUGACCGCUUACCUGGAUCUGAACCUGAACAAAUGCUACGUCAUCCCACUCAACACCUCCAUCGUCAUGCCUCCCAGAGAUCUUUUGGAUCUGCUCAUCAAAGUCAAGGCUGGCUCCUACCUGCCCCAGUCGUACCUGAUCCACGAGGAGAUGAUGGUGACGGAGCGUCUUGAGAACGUCGACCAGCUUGGGUACUUCAUCUACAACCUCUGCCACAACAAAGAAACCUUCAAGCUGCAGCGCAGAGACACAAUUCUGGGUAUGCAGAAGCGCGAAGCUCUCAACUGCCACAAGAUUCGUCACUUCGAGAACAAGUUUGUGGUGGAAACUUUGAUCUGCGAGCCUUGAGACGCCUCGACCGAAGCUCUUAAAGUCGCAGGCGCCGGGCGAGAUCGUGUUCUUCAUCGUCACCUAUCUGUUUUUCUGUUCUGCAAUAAAGAGUUUUGAGCAAGA